AUGAAAUUAACUUCGUCUAUGAAAUGUCUUCAAUUGCAUCAAAUCACAAUUAAUGGCUUUAAUCGAAUGAAAAAAGAAGUUAAUGAAUAUAUAUCAAAUAUAAGCAAAGAAGAAAUUAUUCAAAAUAAGAAAGAAAUAGAAGGAAUAGCUAGAGCCAAAGAAGUAAAAGAAACUAAGCCUGUAGUCAGUAAAAAGAGACAGCAAAAAGAAGUUAGCAUAGAGGAAAAAUCAACCAAGAUACUAACUCAAAUGCAAGACAAAUAG
Messenger RNA from Cetraspora pellucida, 264 nucleotides. The record is from the annotation of a GenBank genome assembly. NCBI's taxonomy places the organism in Eukaryota, Fungi, Glomeromycota, Glomeromycetes, Diversisporales, Gigasporaceae.